AUGGAUUUCCAGUUAAAGCUUAAGCUAUCGGGAACAGCCCGUAUGGGAUGGUGUGAACGUGUGGCAAGCUUAAUCAAUAAAUUCCAGAUGAUAUUUAUAAAGAAUAUGUGGAUGCGGGAUGUCUUGAUAAUGUCUUUGAUGAUUUUUUUAGGUUAUUAUGAUGGUGGUGAUGAGGAUUUAUCAGAGGAGGAACUUAAUGAAGAUGAAAUGGAAGAAGUUGAUGACAGACAUGAGGAAGCAGAAUGAGAAAUGGAGGAAAAACUGUUGGAAUGAGCGGCAAAGCUUGAAGGUGAGGUUUUGGAUGAUGGAGAGUUGAUCCUGACCACAGGCUCUUUGUAUCUCUCAAUGUCAGAGAUUUGCACAAAAACAACUAGCGAAAGACAAGAUGAGGGUGAAGAAAUGUGGAGUGAUGUUGAAUCUCGGGGACAAGAUAUAGCAAAAUCGAAGGUAAAAUGCAAAAAAAAGAAAUAA
Molecule: messenger RNA, 471 nt
Organism: Blepharisma stoltei
Lineage: Eukaryota; Ciliophora; Heterotrichea; Heterotrichida; Blepharismidae
Source: the annotation of a GenBank genome assembly